AUGACUUCCACCACUUCGAGCAAUACGGCUACAACCCCGGUUGAAUCCUCCCGAGUCACCACCCAGCACCGCAGCGGUGAUCCCGACCUCGCUUUCCAGACAGACGACCAGAUCUAUCCGCCCAAGUUUGGAGACAAAUAUGAGGAAAGAGCUUACUUGAAACACCGAUUGACGCUGGCUUUCCGUAUCUUUGCCAAUUAUGGGUUCUCCGAGGGCUUGGCGGGACACAUCACUGUUCGAGAUCCUGUAGAUCCGGAAAGCUUUUGGGUGAACCCUUUCGGACUGCAUUUCUCUUUGAUCAGAGAUGAAGACCUUAUUCGAGUAGACCACACCGGUAAGGUUGUGGAUGGGGGCAGAAACCGGAGACUGAACUAUGGUACCACUUACGGCCGCGCAUUUUGCGCAACAGACCAUGUGCUAUACACAAAUUUCGCGGGCCUGGUAUUUGCUACCGAGGAAGGCAAGGCUAUAGCCGCAUGUCUGGGAGACAGAAAGGCUGCCUUGCUCGGCAAUCACGGACUUUUGACCGCCGGCCCAUCGAUCGAGGCCGCGGUAGCUUGGUUCGUUCUGCUGGAAAAGCUGUGCGAGAUUCAGCUCGCCGCCGAUGCGAGUGCAGCAGGAAGUGGGAAGCCCCUGGUGAAAAUUGGACACGAGGAGGCUCUCUCUACACAUCACGCUAUUGGAAGACCAGAAGGGGGUUAUUUUACCGGAUUGACGCUAUUUCAAGUAGUUGAAAAAGAGUUUGGAGAGAUGACGUUUUUGGGCCGGGGGGUAGAGUCUCUGUGA
This is a messenger RNA of Colletotrichum orchidophilum, 786 nucleotides long. RefSeq lists its product as uncharacterized. The coding region runs from base 1 to 786 and encodes 261 amino acids. Gene Ontology annotation, molecular function: actin filament binding. The record is from RefSeq and is a predicted model, not a curated record. The transcript has 6 exons. Gene Ontology annotation, cellular component: cytoskeleton. NCBI's taxonomy places the organism in Eukaryota, Fungi, Ascomycota, Sordariomycetes, Glomerellales, Glomerellaceae.